GCCUCCACCAUCGCGCCCGAAGAAUUACGUCAAAAGUAGAAUUGACCACCGCGCAAGAUACAACAUAACCUGGCCAACAUGCACGCAGACGGGUUUAGAAAACGCCAGACUGGCCAAGAGCACCCUGAGACGGCCCAGGCGCCACCCCCGACGGGAUCGAGGGGGGGGCGGGGAAGUGCGCCCCGCUCGGCUAAUUCUAAAUGCCAGACACUACCACGAACGGCAGGGGGCGGAAGGGAGAAGGAGGAGAAGGAGGAUGAGGAGGAGGAGGAUCGCUCGGACUCUGAAGCGCCCACGCCCAGAGGGUUGGUUGGUCGAUCAAAAUAUAUUCCGCAGGAUCUGGCCGAACCCUGGCUCGCUGGCGGCGGCGGCCACGGCCGAGACGAGCUCGCCGUCGACCUCGUCAAAAAACAACCCGAUGUACCCAACGAGACGUACUUCGACGAGCGAAACCGACUGCGGAAGCACCGGCACAGUCGAGUGCCAAUGUCGAGUGAACUGGUGUAGAUUUCAUCAAUCGACUUGCCUGGGUGGACGUCCUCUCAAUGCCCGAAGAUCGGGGAUCUCUGAGACCCCGUGGCUCUGGAGGAAGUGUCGGGCGCCGCGGCCGUUCUAGAGCGCUCUGGGACGCUCUGAGAGCGCUCUGGAACGCUCUAGAACGAUUCAUCCUGGUCCUGUGGGGAAACCAGAAUGUACCGAUACCGCUACUCCCCAGACCUCUCCAGGGGUGCGUUCUGACCAAGAUUUCGAGGCGAGUCCAGUGGUGGCAACGAAGGCCUCCCAGGCGAAGGAGGGGUAUUCGCGGUAUGGGUACCUUUUCCUCCUCUGACCCUGGGCCUGCCCGAACUUUCUAAGGCCGCCCGAUCGCGCACCCGCACUCCGCGAAGCAGCCUUCCUGGCACGGCCCAGCCUUGCCCUUCCGGUCGAGCAGGCGCCCCCCGGCGGAGCAGUUGGCGUAGCACUCGUUGGCGUAGUCUUUGCAGUCGAGCCCGCAAACCGGGUCCAAAAUGAACUGGCACAUGCAGUCCCACGAAUCGGCAUCUUGCGGCAGCGUGGUCGUCCAGGUGGUGGCGUCCGCGGCGCCGCUGGGCUGGGCCGCGUCGGCCCUGCGCGCGGCCGAGCUCUGCAGCAGCGCGGAGGCCUCAGUUUCGCUGGCCUGGCACGUGCUGUCGGCCUCGCAACCCUCGUCCGCCAGCGCGCGCGCGGACAGCGCCAGCGCGGGAGCCAGGGCGAGGCGAGCCAUGCCACUAAUUCGUGUUACUGGGGAGCUUUUGAGGCGCAAGGGCCCAGAACGCUGUAAUUGCCUUGCCUGAUACAGGGGGGGGGGGGGCCGUUGGCCAGCAAAAAGAGCUGGGUCAAGCAGCUCGAGCCAGAAU
Molecule: messenger RNA, 1376 nt
Organism: Prorocentrum cordatum
Lineage: Eukaryota; Dinophyceae; Prorocentrales; Prorocentraceae
Source: the annotation of a GenBank genome assembly